CCCAAGGCGCUGAAAAGCCCUCCCAGGGAGGAAUAAGGACCUCCUCCCUGCGUCACCACCCAGGAAGUGUCACCGUGGCAACCGCAGCGGCAAACAAUGCUGCCAAGAAGGACUUCUCUCCAGAGCUGCCCCUCCUGGUGGUCAGGCCCAGAAGAAUGGCCAGCAACGUGCAGAGGUCACCCUCAGGGCAGAGUAACCCAUCCCGCGUCAGGGAACCUUUUCUGAAGAUGGUCCGCGCCCGCGAGCCCCUCCCGCCCCGCCGCUCGAGGGCCCGGAGCGAGCUCCUCCUGCCCCUCGCGCCCUGCGAGCCGCCCGGCUUCACCCCCCAAGCCCGCCGCCAGCUGGCCCCGGAGCUGCCCGCCCGCACGGAGAUGAAGGCCAAGGUGCGCCAGCGAACGGCCUCCCCGUGCAGGGACGAGGCCCCGCACUCCUGGGGCUUCCACACCUGGCUGGACGCGGGGCGCCUGCCCGCCGCCUUCCGCUCCAGGCCGGACAGGCCCUACGACAGCAGCGUCUGGCGCUGGCUGACGGACGCCAGGGCCCACGGCCGCCCCCCAGCGGAGGCCCCCGUGCCCCCUCCCUCCUGGAUGGGCCAGAACAGCUUUCUGACCUUCAUCGGCUCCACCCCUAUUUUCCUGGACCCAAACAGGAAGACCCAGGUGAUGCUCAGGACGGUGAAGGAGCUGAGGGAGGUGGAGAAACUCAAGCUAAGGAGUGAGGCAAGGGCGCCUCCCCUCGAUGCCAAUGGCAACAUCCUGCCCCCAAAGACCUUCCAGAAAUACCGGCACAUCUCAGCUGGAGGAAGUUGUGAGCCCCGGGGCCUCCAGCUCAUACCCAACCCACUCCCCAGUGACCUUGCCAGGAGCUGGCCCUGCCCCAACCUGCUGCCUCAUUACCAGGAGAAGGCGCUCACGCUGGCCUUGCUGCCCAGUGUGCCUCUGAGCCGGGACCUAGUGAGGAGUUACCAAAUCCUGCUCCAGGACCAGGUGGCCUUGCCCCUCCGCCAUCUCUCCAGGGCCCAGCUUGGCAGGACCUGCACAGGAAAGAGGAGACCUGGGCACGUCUAGGAGAGCCUCCAGGCGAUGGAGGGCUGCGGCGGGCACGACCCCUGGGCUCCAGUGUUCUCCCCGAUGCAACUCCAGCAGGAAGCCUCUGCGGGCUGCAGGACUCUGCCUUCUGGGGAACAGAGCCUGUCCACCAUGCCCCCAACUUCAUGUGUACCCCAGGCUCCCAGAGACGCUGCUGAAAGCCUCAGUUGUUCUGUCUUCCUUGGAGGACCCUCUCAUGGCAGGCGGGAGGACCGAGAGUGGUGGGUGCAGCAGGGAGGGCAUGGGGAUCCAGCUCCCAGGGACAGAUGAGGCAUGGGGAGGGAGAAGGGGUGCAGGGUGGGGGUAGGGGAGGCGCUGGAAGAAACGUGAUCAAGACAAAGUCACCUCUGCUCUUGUAACCCAUUUGGAGCAAGACUGAGAUUGCUCAAAAUACAGGAAGAUUUUUAGGCAAAAAUAACCUCUAUUCCACCCCUCUCUGGGCCAUUUGAUGUCCAGACAAAGACCAGAAGCAACCCCAAUGGGGUUUGGGGGAGCAGAGGUCAGGCCCAGGCUGGGCUAGAGGAUGGGGCAUCAGGUCUGAGAGAGGCCACUAGGCCUCGGUGGAGGGGACAGGAGAACAAAGUGGGACUCAAGGUAAAAGUCACAGCAUCAUCUUGGGGCAUGGGCCCUGUGCGACUGAUGACCCCAGAGGCCUCAGCCUUGGUGGCAGAGGGACCAGAGACACGUGGCCUCAGGUGGAGGCAGGCAAGCCUCAGGGGUCAGAAGGGUGCUGUCCAGCUGGGGUGGAGAGUCCGGGGGAGGGGCAGUGGGGCAUGUCCAAAGAGGGAGCAGUGGCCAGGGCCCGCCUCCCCUCCCCCGCCCCAUCACAGCCACUGCUGGGCUUCUCCUGGCCUUGGCCCAUUGCCUUCUUUGCCCGCUUUCUCAAGCCCUGCAAGAAUCACCUGGGACUCACCACCACCAGGUUCCAGUCCUGCUUUAACUGCGAAUUAGUUGUGCCCCAUGGGAAGGUCGUCCUUCCCUGUCCUCAUCUGCACCGUGGGAGCCACUGGGGCAUAAAGAAGAGGAGUAAAUGAAAGAAGCAAGUGAAGUAGCUGCAAAGUGCCCGGCCCAGGGUAGGCCCGCCCUAAACACAGCUGUCCAUCUUCACCCACGGGAAAAAGGAAUACACUUCUAGUGGAAGACACGGGACACAAAAAGCUGCGAAUCGUGUGAUCCGUUCCUGUGACUCAUCCAGAGCAGGCGAAUCCGUGGAGACAGAAGGU
This is a messenger RNA of Vicugna pacos (alpaca), 2311 nucleotides long. RefSeq names its product testis expressed 52 (gene TEX52). Lineage: Eukaryota; Metazoa; Chordata; Mammalia; Artiodactyla; Camelidae. The record is from RefSeq and is a predicted model, not a curated record.